AAUAUUUGUCCCUAUCCAGGCCCUAAUUUUUAGAGAGCGCCAUGGGAUUCAAGGAUGAGCACUCCUUCGAUAGCAGACUCGCCGAAUCGUCGAAAAUUCGACAGAAGUACGCUGAUAGGAUUCCGGUGAUCGUGGAGAAAGCUCCGAGAUCCAACUUACCAGCCAUGGACAAGCCCAAAUAUCUCGUCCCCGCGGAUCUGACUGUGGGGCAGCUCGUGUACAUCAUAAAUCGCAGGCUCAGCUUGUCCCCAGGCCAGGCGCUCUUCAUCUUCGUCGGAAAAGUAUUGCCACAAACAGGAGCCAUGAUGAUGUCGAUCUACAACGAUUACAAGGACAAGGAUGGAUUCUUAUACGUAACUUACAGCGGGGAGGAAGUAUUUGGAGGAGAAACCAUAUAAAAGAAAUCAAAGACAAACAUUGUAAAUGAAGAAAUUUGUACAGAUUUAUAUUGAUCUUUGUGUUCAUGUUA
Messenger RNA from Selaginella moellendorffii, 469 nucleotides. RefSeq names its product autophagy-related protein 8. Gene Ontology annotation, biological process: cellular response to nitrogen starvation. The transcript is spliced from 5 exons. The record is from RefSeq and is a predicted model, not a curated record. NCBI's taxonomy places the organism in Eukaryota, Viridiplantae, Streptophyta, Lycopodiopsida, Selaginellales, Selaginellaceae. Bases 42 to 398 code for a protein of 118 amino acids.